GAGUAGAAUCGGUUGAUUUUAUGUGAAAUAUAUAUAUGUGGCCUCCCAAAUAAUCCAAGUAGAAUCGGCGGCGACGAUGAAAGCUGUAGUAAUCACAACUCCGGGAGGUCCAGAAGUUCUAAAACUGCAAGAAGUAGAAGAUCCAGAGGUGAAAGACGACGACGUAUUGAUAAAAGUGGAAGCCACAGCUUUGAACAGAGCCGAUACACUUCAACGGCAAGGGAAGUACCCACCCCCAAAAGGGGAGAGUGAGUAUCCCGGUCUGGAAUGUUCUGGAACCAUCCUAUCCCUCGGUAAAAACGUUUCCCGUUGGAAAGUUGGUGAUCAGGUAUGUGCUCUUAUAAGUGGUGGAGGAUAUGCUGAAAAGGUAGCUGUACCUGCUGGUCAAGUCCUUCCUAUCCCGCCUGGCGUUUCUUUGAAAGAUGCUGCCAGCUUCCCUGAGGUCGCGUGCACCGUUUGGUCAACUGUCUUCAUGACAAGCAAGCUAUCUUCCGGAGAAACAUUUCUGAUACAUGGUGGUUCUAGUGGCAUUGGUACAUUUGCAAUUCAAAUUGCCAAAUACUUCGGCGUUAAAGUGUUUGUCACAGCAGGGAGCGAGGAAAAAUUAAAAGCCUGUAAGGAUCUUGGAGCCGAUGUUGGGAUCAACUACAAAACGGAAGAUUUUGUUGCACGUAUAAAGGAGGAAACAGGCGGGAAAGGGGUUGAUGUUAUACUGGAUAAUGUUGGUGGGCCCUACUUCCAGAAAAACCUGGAGAGCUUAGGUAUCGGUGGCAGGCUUUUCAUCAUUGGUUUUAUGGGUGGAGUGAAAGCCGAAGCAAAUAUAUCAUUGUUACUGGCAAAACGGCUCACUGUGCAAGCUGCGGGCUUGAGAAGCCGAAGUAUAGAAAAGAAAGCGGAAAUAGUGAGUGAUGUGGAGAAGAAUGUUUGGCCGGCAAUCGCACAAGGGAAGGUGAAACCUGUUGUUUACAAGUACUUCCCGUUAUCUGAAGCCGGAGAGGCUCACAAGCUUAUGGAAACCAGUACACAUAUUGGCAAAGUACUGUUACUUGCAUGAAGCUUGUGUCCAUGCUUAAAUGUUAUCACAACUCUUUUUUUUUUUUUUUUUUUUUAUUUCUUGUGUUUGCACUUCAAUAAUAAAUAGCCUGUGUGUGAAAUGAUAAAAUUGGUUGAUUUGGGUCAUAUCAAACUGGCUCACUCCUAUAAAAUCAGCUAACUUA
Molecule: messenger RNA, 1217 nt
Organism: Helianthus annuus (common sunflower)
Lineage: Eukaryota; Viridiplantae; Streptophyta; Magnoliopsida; Asterales; Asteraceae
Product: quinone oxidoreductase PIG3
Exons: 6
Coding region: 77-1054 (325 amino acids)
Molecular function (GO): oxidoreductase activity
Source: RefSeq, a predicted model, not a curated record